Messenger RNA from Dromiciops gliroides (monito del monte), 1692 nucleotides. RefSeq lists its product as uncharacterized. The coding region runs from base 242 to 1486 and encodes 414 amino acids. The record is from RefSeq and is a predicted model, not a curated record. NCBI's taxonomy places the organism in Eukaryota, Metazoa, Chordata, Mammalia, Microbiotheria, Microbiotheriidae. The transcript has a single exon.
GCCGCCGCAGCCUCAUGGCAGCCAUUGGAGUCCACCUGGGCUGCACAUCUGCCUGUGUGGCCGUCUAUAAGGAUGGCAGAGCACAUGUGGUUGCUAAUGAUGCAGGUGACAGAGUCACACCAGCUGUGGUUGCUUAUUCAGAAAAUGAAGAGGUUGUUGGUUUGGCAGCAAAACAAAGUAGAAUAAGAAAUAUUUCAAAUACAGUUAUGAAAGUAAAGCAGAUCCUUGGCAGAAGCCAGACAUGCGGUCCUUGGGCCUGGUUCCACAGCAAUUAGUCCCGAGAAGGAGGAAGCAACUGGCUCCAGGAAAUAUACUGAGACCACACAGAGCUUCCCCCAAGUCUUCAUUGUUGCAACUUGAUGCUCAGGAGCCUUCACCAGUUUCCCAUUCCACAAUGGCCACUGCAAAUAGCAGUGCGGGCAUCCACUGGUCCAGACAGGAGACACGUACUCUUCUGGCCAUACUUGGUGAGGCAGAGUAUAUUCAGCGCCUCCAGACUGUCCACCAUAAUGCAGAUGUCUAUCAGGCUGUGUCCAAACGAAUGCAUCAGGAAGGUUUCCGCCGCACAGAACGUCAGUGCCGCUCCAAGUUUAAAGUUUUGAAGGCUUUAUAUUUAAAGGCUUAUGUUGCCCAUGCCAUCAGUAUGGGGGACCCUCCACACUGCCCAUUUUAUGAUACACUGGAUCAGCUUCUCCGAAAUCAGGUAGUGACUGACCCAGAUAAUUUAAUGGAGGAUGCUGUCUGGACCAAGCAAUGUGAUCAGAACUUAGUAGCUUCUGACCUCCCAGGGGAAGAGGGAAACAGCAACUUGAAGGCAAAGAGGAAUCAGGCAGCAGAUCAUCAGACUAUCUUGAGAGCAGCUAAGGAAUCAGAUGAGAAUUGUCACCUAAGUGUGGGAAUUGGUAACCAGCUGCCUGAAACCGGUGACCUUGAGGAUUCCUGGGAUGAAGCCUCAGGUGCAGGCUGCUCUCAAGGGAUCCCCAGCUACAGCAGCUCCCACAGCCUUUACAGAGGUGCAGUUGCUCCCUGUCAUAGCAGCACUGUGACCAGAGUGGGUGUGUCCUGUGAGCCGGGUCCCUGCGCCAGCACCAGCCGCAACACCCUUGGUAUAGCCUCCACACAACAGCCCCAAGCCUCUUCCUCUAGAAUCCAUCUUCUUUCUGGUGGGGAUGGGACUUUCACCAACCAACCACCUCCAAGGUGGGCAUGGCGUAGAAGGCGUUCAGUGGCCAGGACCAUUGCUGCUGAGUUGGCAGAAAACAGGAGACUGGCCCGAGAACUUUCCAAGUGUGAGGAAGAAAAACUGGACAGGCUGAUUGCUAUUGGUGAGGAGGCCAGUGCCCAGCAAGACACGGCCAAUGAGCUCCGCAGGGAUGCUGUAAUCGCAGUCAGACGUUUGGCUACAGCAGUAGAAGAAGCAACUGGUGCUUUUCAGCUAGGACUGGAAAAAUUGCUUCAGAAGUUAAUCUCGAGCACCAAAAGUUAGGGGCUUGUUGUAAGAAAGUGAUUCCUAAAUUAGUAGUAGUAACAUCUGCUUUCUAAUGGUUGCCCUCAAUGUUCCCUGACAUCCUUUCUUGUGCAACUGGCCCUCAGAAAGAGGGAAGAUGAACCAUAAAUUUGUGGAGCAACAGGAAUAUAUAAUACAGGCCAGUUCCCUGAAGCCCAUUACUGGUUAAUGGAGGACUCCAGAAA